UCCUCUUUCCCGUUCUAGCUUCCGCCGUUCCCGUACCUUAGCGUCACCGCCGCCGCCUCGAUCCCGCCCCGUGCUCCCCGUCUCACACGCGUCGCCGCCGCUAUCGCCGUUCCCCGUCUUCCUCGCCCCCCGGAACAUCGCGCGUGUUUCUGCUGCUGUCUCAAUCCGUCGCAGUCUUUGGCCGUUGGUCCCUCCUUUGAGUUUGAGAUCAAUUCUUAGGCGGACAUGCAUUUUGCAAAUGUCGGGCUCUAAUCAGAUGGCUUCAGAUGGUAAAUUUGGAAAAGGUCCUCGAGAACUCACUUGGUGCGUUGAUUUAAUUAGCCGCUACGAAUACUUGAACCAUCACGGUUUCUUUUGUAAGAAACCGUUGCCGCUGGCUAUCUCAGAUACAAAUUAUCUUCACAAUGUUGUGGGUGAUACUGAAAUCCGUAAAGGAGAAGGAAUGGAGAUAGAUCAACUCAUUCGGAAUCCGGACAUGAGGGAGAAGAAGACUGCUUAUAUUCAACCCUUCGACAUGGAAACACUAGGACAUGCAUUUCAGUUGCGAGAAACAGCGCCGGUAGAUUUGCCCUCGGCUGAAAAAGGUACUCCAACUAUAUCGGGGAAAUCCAAGGUUAAGUCCAGAGACAAAGUCAAGAAGCAUAAAAAGCACAAGGAGAAAGACAAGGACAAGGAACAGAAGAAGCACAAACAUCGCCAUAAGGAUCGGAGUAAAGAUAAGGAAAAAGAUAAAGACAAAGACAAAGAAAAGAAGAAGGAUAAGAGUUUGCAUCAUGAUUUGGGAGCUGACCAUUCCAAAAAACAUCAUGAGAAGAAGAGGAAGCAUGAAGGAAUUGAAAAUUUGCCGGAUGUACGUAACAACAAAAAAACACAAAAGCGCAAAACUCGGUGAAUUGGGCAAUGGACUUCUUUUGGCAUCGGAUGUGACAACUUUAUUUCCGUGUUAGUUCUCGCAAUGUGACUCCAUGUUUUAUGCUGUUAAUGGGUGGCUCUGAAGGUCUUUUUUGUCACUAGCACUUCAAAUGGAGUUAAUACAGAUGGAAUUUCCUUUAUCAAGUUGCUGCAGUUAAAAGGGAUGCCACUAGUCAAGACUACCUUAUGCCAUGAAUCAAUUCUAGGGAAACUUGAGCUUGUCAUAUGGAAUUAUUCAACCCUUUUAUUUAUGUCAGUUUACACCCGUUAGCAAUUCUUUACCCUAUCCUGUAAUUCAAACAGAAAAAAGGCUUAAUGUCAAAGCCACAUGAUCUGACUAUGUACAACUGGGACACCUUAUCAGACACAUACAUGAUCCAGCAAAUUCAGUUGUGGUGAUGAAAGAAACCCAAGUAGCGGUGUCCUGUGUACCAAACAUCUUAUUUCGUAACAAUCAAUUUUUAUUGAUGAAUUAAGUAAGGCUG
This is a messenger RNA of Lolium rigidum, 1397 nucleotides long. RefSeq names its product mediator of RNA polymerase II transcription subunit 19a-like. Gene Ontology annotation, molecular function: transcription factor binding; transcription coregulator activity. Lineage: Eukaryota; Viridiplantae; Streptophyta; Magnoliopsida; Poales; Poaceae. Gene Ontology annotation, cellular component: mediator complex. The record is from RefSeq and is a predicted model, not a curated record. Gene Ontology annotation, biological process: positive regulation of transcription by RNA polymerase II.